AUGCACGCCCAGCUCAUUAGGAAGAUGUCAGCGCCCACACUGGCCGCCGGAGGCUUCCCGGAUGCCAUUGGCAAGACGCCGCUGAUCAAGCUGCAGAAGUUGUCGCAGGAACUGGGUCGGAACAUCUACGGGAAGGCGGAGUUUAUGAACCCGGGCGGAUCCGUCAAGGACCGUGCUGCGCUUUACCUGGUGGAAGAAGCGGAACGGGCGGGGCUGAUCGACCCUUCGCGGCCGGGGACCAUAGUAGAGGGCUCUGCCGGCAACACGGCGAUCGGGCUGGCACACAUAGCACGCUCCAGGGGGUACAAUGCUGUGUUCUACAUGCCGGACACGCAGUCGCGGGAAAAGGUCAACUUGCUGAGGUACCUGGGGACCGAGGUGCACCCGGUACCCGUGUGCCCCAGCACAGACCCUCUGAACUUCAACAAUCGCGCUCGGGAUCACGCCGCGGCAUUGGACAAUGCUGUCUGGACCAACCAGUUUGACAACGAGGCCAAUUGGAAGGCGCACUAUGCGACGACCGGUCCCGAGAUCUUGCAGCAAAUGCGCAACGCUGGGCUCGAGGUGGAUGCAUUCACUUGCUCCACAGGUACCGGAGGAACGUUCUCCGGGAUCGCGCGGUACCUGGCCGAGGCCACGGAGCGCAAAUGCAAACUGGUGGUCACGGACCCGCCAGGCUCGGUCGUCUAUUCAUUCGUCAAGACCGGCAACUUGGAGAGGGAGGGCAGCUCGUUCACUGAGGGCGUGGGCCAAGGGCGGAUUACAAAGAACCUCGAAGCCAGCGUUGAUAUCAUUGACGACGCCGUGUUUGUUCCGGACCCAGAGUCCCUGAACAUGACCUACAGGCUUCUGGACGAGGAAGGUCUAUUCCUCGGUGGCACUUCGGGGCUGAACGUCGCUGGCGCUGUGCGUGUGGCCAGGGAACUACCACCGGGAAGCAAUGUCGUCACGAUCCUCUGUGACACUGGACACAAGUAUGCCGACCGCGUAUUCUCGAAGAAGUGGUUGCAGGAAAAGAAGCUCUACGAUGAGAUUCCGGACUCGUUGAAGAAAUAUGUUACACUAGAGUAG
This is a messenger RNA of Eremothecium gossypii ATCC 10895, 1071 nucleotides long. RefSeq names its product cysteine synthase A. Gene Ontology annotation, cellular component: cytoplasm. Bases 1 to 1071 code for a protein of 356 amino acids. Gene Ontology annotation, molecular function: cysteine synthase activity. The record is from RefSeq and is marked provisional. The transcript has a single exon. NCBI's taxonomy places the organism in Eukaryota, Fungi, Ascomycota, Saccharomycetes, Saccharomycetales, Saccharomycetaceae.